Solea solea (common sole) is the source of this 2674-nucleotide messenger RNA. Its product is annotated as probable G-protein coupled receptor 149. The record is from RefSeq and is a predicted model, not a curated record. Gene Ontology annotation, biological process: neuropeptide signaling pathway. Lineage: Eukaryota; Metazoa; Chordata; Actinopteri; Pleuronectiformes; Soleidae. Gene Ontology annotation, cellular component: membrane; neuron projection. Bases 218 to 2488 code for a protein of 756 amino acids. Gene Ontology annotation, molecular function: G protein-coupled receptor activity; neuropeptide binding. The transcript has 5 exons.
GAGAGCGGGAUGACGACAGCGCGUAAAGCAGCAAUCAGUGUGUUUAGAGUCCGGCACCAGAGCACCAGCACCGGCACCGGAGCACCGGCACCGGCACCACAACACCGGCACCGGAGCACCGGAGCACCGGCACCGGCCACACAUUCACAUCGUUCUGUCUCAUCGUCACAAGUCAUCAGUUAUAGAAAGUGACAAACGAGACAGAUGAGUUGAGAAAAUGUCCACGACGCUAAACCAGAGUCUUUCCACGGACACGAACGACAAGACCGACAGGCACGUGCGACUGCUGCUGUUCGGUUUGUGCGUAACGAUCGCCGCCGCUACGUUAGUGGGAGGUUUGUACUCGCUGGUCUCUCUGCUGAGGAGCUGGAGGAAGAACCCACUGUGCGUGAUCGUGGCGUCCAUGUCUGUGGAUGACCUGCUGAGUGUGGCUCCUCUGUCCAUGUUCCUGCUGCUUCAGUGGGAGACGGACGGAGCAGAUGAUGGAGGAGGAGGAGGAGGAGGAGGAAGAGGAAGAGGCUCCAGCCGCUUGUGCACCGUGUCCGGACUCCUGUACGUGUUCCAGGGUGUGUCCAGUCACAUGAAGGCUUGUCUCAUAGCAGCUUAUACUUUCUAUGUGUCCAGAAAGUUCGGCGUGUUCGGGUCAGUGCGCACACCCGUGGCAGUGACGUGGGCAGUCGUGGGUGUGUGGUCAGUGAGUCUGAGCGUCAGUGUCCUUCCUCUGUGUGGAUGGGGAACUUUCACUCCACUCACUCUCGGCUGUUUCCCAGACACCAGCGGCGUCUACGUCAUGUUGCUUUUCUCUUUAUAUUCUCUCAGUUUCUGCGGGUUGUUGAUUUUCUUCGUCCCGCUCACGCACGAGCUUCUGUGCUCGACCGAGCCUCACAGGAUUCUACUGUCCCCGGCCUGUGUGGACAUGUCGAGGGGACACGGCGCCUCUGCGCACUCUUGUCCCCGGGACAGCGUCGCCAAAAGUUUCGGCGCGUACAACGAACUAAGCCCGAGCUCGUGCGCGACGGAGCGGAGAGGGACAGAGGACAGCGGUCUGUCCCCGGACAGUGUGAGAGGGACAGAGGACAGCGGUAUGUCCCCGGACAGCGUGAGAGGGACAGAGGACAGCGGUCUGUCCCCGGACAGUGUGAGAGGGACAGAGGACAGCGGUCUGUCCCCGGACAGCGUGAGAGGACAGAGGACAGCUGCAGUGACGCACGCGCCGCGGCUGUUUGCGCAGAAGCGCUUCUCCAUGAUCGUGGCGCUGCUCAGAGUUGUGUUGUGGAUGCCGAUGAUGACUGUGGUUGUGCUGCGUCACACAGUGAAAACACAAAGCUCUUCUGUGGAGACGCUGAGCUUCUUUCUUACUCUGCUCGCUCCCGCGCUCACUCCUGUGUUCCUGUUGUCUCAGCGCUGGAUCCACAUGCCGUGCGGCUGCUUCAUUAACUGCAAACAGGAUCCACAUCAGCAGUCGUCAGUCAUGAAGAGAAGACUGGACAUCCGUCUGUCCUUCCAUCAGAACUGUGGCGUGUACAAGUUGUCUCAUCACAGUCUGUGUCUGCAGAAGCCUGACUGUUACACGCUCUUUAACUGCCACCCUCUUCAUUCACACCUUGAUACACUACAACGUGGUUCUGGUCUGGCACCGGGUCUGGACUUCAGUACCACGUGUCCAGCUGACAGUUCGUCUCGUGCAGAACUUCUGCUGGACGCAGCAGAGACCGUGUCCGACCUCUGCCCGGACGUCCGUUGUGUCCACGUGUUUCCUCCUCAUCAGCGGGAGCGCGAGGACACUGACGUGUCCUCUGUGUUUGACGGGCCGGACAGGAGAGUGUCCCACGAGGACUGUGGAACCAUGCAGCUGACGGACUGGGAGUGGUGUCGCAGUAAAUCAGAGAGAACGUCCAGACAGCGGUCUUCAGGCGGUCUGUCCGUCCCCCUAUGUGCCUUCCAGGGAACCAUAUCUCUGCAGGCACCAACAGGAAAGACUCUGUCUCUGUCCACCUAUGAGGUCAGCAGUGAUGGACUCACAAUCUGUCCAAACAGCACCAAGAAGGUGGAAGUUUAUCGCUCCAAAUCAGUGGGUCAUGAGCCCAGAGCAGAUGAUCCAGUCAGCAGCAGCAGCGAGGUGGACACCAAUGUCAAGAUCCACCUGGAGGUUCUGGAGAUCUGUGACAAUGAGGAGGCCAUGGACAGCGUCUCCAUCAUCUCCAACAUCAGCCAGUCGUCCACACACGCACGCUCGCCAUCGCUGCGUUACUCGCGGAGGGAAAACCGCUUCAUCUCCUGUGACCUGGCUGAAAGUGCUUCUUACUCGCUGCUCAUCCCCACCAGUGGAAAUCCUGACACGGAGACCAUGAGCAUCACCAUCCCCGACACUGUGGAAGCUCACCGGCACAACAGCCGACGCCAGACGCGCCACACGUCAGGAUAUCACGAAGAGAUUCAGAUGAUCAACGAGGCCUACGACAAGCAAUCUGAAGACAGGAAAGAGUGACAAACGCUCUCUGACUCUCUGACCCUCUGACCACAAACUGUGCAAACAUCAUCACUUUUAAUCCCACUUUAAUCUGCAGAUUAUAUCACUGUUAGAAAUGUUUCCAUCAUUAUUCAUUCACUCAUUCAUUCAUGUGCUUGUACAGUUGUUUUCCUAAAAUAAAUGAAUGCCCAUGUGUUUGAAUCA